Gopherus flavomarginatus (Mexican gopher tortoise) is the source of this 603-nucleotide messenger RNA. RefSeq names its product chromatin accessibility complex subunit 1 (gene CHRAC1). The transcript has 3 exons. The record is from RefSeq and is a predicted model, not a curated record. NCBI's taxonomy places the organism in Eukaryota, Metazoa, Chordata, Testudines, Testudinidae. Gene Ontology annotation, molecular function: protein heterodimerization activity. Bases 44 to 466 code for a protein of 140 amino acids. Gene Ontology annotation, cellular component: CHRAC; nucleus.
GAGGGCUGCGAGAGGUGGCGGUGGCUGCCGGCUGGGUAGGAAAAUGGCGGCAGCGAGGCUGAGCGGCGGAGGCGGGGAGAACCGCCUGGUGUCGCUGCCCCUCUCCCGGAUCCGGGUGAUCAUGAAGAGCUCGCCGGAGGUCUCCAGCAUCAACCAGGACGCGCUGUUCCUCACCGCCAAGGCCACGGAGCUCUUUGUCCAGUAUUUAGCCACUUACUCCUACAAACAUGGCCGUGGGAAAGAGAAGAGAGCCCUGACCUACAGUGACCUCUCCCAUACAGCAGAGGAAUCUGAAACAUUUCAGUUCCUUGCUGAUAUUUUACCAAAGAAGAUCCUAGCUAGCAAAUACCUGAAAAUGCUUGAAAGAGAGAAGAGGGAUGGAGAGAUGGAGGAAGAAGAAGAUGAUGAUGAUGAUGAUGAUGACGACCAAGAGGAAGAGAGUGAAGAGGAAGAUGCUGAAUCUUAAGGGUGUCAAACAGCUAGCUUUAUAGCUAGUCUCUUCCUGCAGUAUCAAGUUUUGGAUUGACUCCCUGAUUUUUUUCCAAGCUAACCCACACUGAGUUGGGGGGUGGGAGGGGGAGUGUUGGAAAUCCAGCAUCUGGA